Molecule: messenger RNA, 3673 nt
Organism: Menidia menidia (Atlantic silverside)
Lineage: Eukaryota; Metazoa; Chordata; Actinopteri; Atheriniformes; Atherinopsidae
Source: the annotation of a GenBank genome assembly
GAAUUUGUGAGAAAAUCCCAUCGUAAUAUCCAUUAUUAUAGUGACGAUACGCAUCUUACGUACGAAAAGAGUAGACGCAAGAAAUGGAGUUGAAUGGGCCAAAUUCCGAGCUUUGUUGCAGCAAUUAAAUGCAUCGGGCUUUCUCAUUGGCUGCCACUUGGGGCCAAACAAAGUUCAGCAAUACACGCUCGUACCUUUUAGCACAGACGAAAGAGACAACGGUCAAAGACAAGGGUAGAAACUCCUUUCGACGGGAUCAUAUUGGAAAUCACUGACCAGAUUUGAACUGGCUGAAGAGUUUCCUCUUUUAAUGGUUGAAUAUACACAGCCUCGACAGCCGAAGCAGGAGGCCUUUUACGAACUCACGACCGCGUCUUGUGUCUUUUACUAUGCUUGAUAAGUUAGCUGUUAGCUUAGCAAGAAAUUCACUCACUCGCUCGUUCACGUUAAUGCAGCGCCUCUAACCUCUGGAGCAAAGGGGAGUACGGACAUAUGCUUUUGGUUUUUCAUGCUUUGUUUCUCCGAACGUCGCUUUUGGACGUUAGGACCGACGAGGGAAAAUAAAGUGGGAAGGAAUUAUCCACUAAACAAGGAAGUCAAAGUGAAAUAGGUUACUAGCCUGCGUCCUCGCGGGCAAACCCGCUCCCGCUACGACCAAUAAACAAGUCCCAAAAAAAAACAGUAAAGGAGGGCAGUCUCCUACUGUUGACGGAUUUGGUGUUGGCACACCAUUUAGCACUUUGUGCAACCGUCUUUUUUUUUUUUCUUCCGGAGACAGCCAACCAGACAUUACGGGCAUGAUUCCUGACAAAGUCCCGAACCGGGGCGUCUAUCACGGGUGUCCGGAGCUGAAGAGGGACGCUCACGUCCCCAGCUUCGAGAAGUACAAAGAGCUGUACGUGGAGUCCGUGGAGCAUCCGGAUGAGUUCUGGGGCGCCAUAGCUAAAGACUUCUUCUGGAAGACCAAGCCCACCGGCCCCUUCCUUGACUACAACUUCGAUGUAACCAAGGGAGAGAUCUUCAUCAAGUGCAUGGAGGGAGCCUCCACGAACAUCUGCUACAACGUCCUGGACCGCAACGUGCACGAGAAGAACCUCGGAGACAAAAUUGCCUUCUUCUGGGAAGGCAAUGAGCCGGGCGACGAGUUGACGGUGACCUACAGACAGCUGCUGAAGAAAGUUUGUCAGUUUUCCAAUGUUCUGAAAUCACAGGGAGUGAGGAAGGGCGACCGGAUAUCCAUAUACAUGCCCAUGGUGCUGGAGCUGGUCGUCGCCAUGUUGGCCUGUGUCCGCAUCGGAGCCGUUCACUCCAUAGUCUUUGCAGGUUUCUCAGCUGAAUCUCUGUGUGAGAGGAUUCUGGACAGCCAGUGUUCGUUGCUCAUCACAGCAGAUGGCUUCUAUCGAGGAGAUAAGCUGAUCAACUUGAAGAUCAUAGCUGAUGAAGCACUGCAGAAAUGCAGAGACAAAGGCUUCCCCAUAAAGAAGUGUAUAAUGCUUAAGCACCUAUCCAGAGGACCGGGAGAGGUCGUGGGUUCAAAUUCUCCUCCGGCCAAGCGUUUGUGCCCUGAUCUCCAGGAGAAACAGACUGGAAAAGUAAAGAAAAAGCGCACCCCUGUGCAGGUUCCCUGGAACCCAGAGGUGGACUUGUACUGGCACACACUGAUGGACGCGGCUUCGGACGAGUGCGAGCCCGAGUGGUGCGAUUCUGAAGACCCCCUCUUCAUUCUCUACACCAGUGGUUCAACCGGCAAACCAAAAGGAGUGCUUCACACGGUCAGCGGCUACAUGCUCUACACCGCCACCACCUUCAAACUGGUGUUCGACUACCAGCCCGAUGACGUGUACUGGUGCACAGCCGACAUUGGUUGGAUCACCGGACACUCCUACAUCACCUAUGGGCCCCUGGCCAAUGGGGCCACCAGUGUCUUGUUCGAGGGCCUGCCCACCUACCCGGACGUGGGCCGGAUGUGGGAGAUCGUGGACAAAUACAGCGUGACAAAGUUUUACACGGCUCCCACCGCCAUCCGGCUGCUCAUGAAGUUCGGCAGCGAGCCGGUGCAGAAGUACACGCGGAAGUCGUUGAAGAUUUUGGGGACAGUGGGAGAACCCAUUAACCCUGAGGCUUGGCAGUGGUACUACAAGGUGGUCGGCGAGGAGAGAUGUCCUAUUGUUGAUACCUUCUGGCAAACUGAAACUGGAGGACAUGCAUUGACUCCCCUACCAGCGGCUACACCAAUGAAACCGGGAUCUGCGACAUUUCCUUUCUUUGGAGUGGUGCCAGCCAUCUUGAGUGAGUCUGGUGAGGAGCUAGAGGGCCCAAGUGAAGGUUAUCUGGUGUUCAAGCGGCCAUGGCCAGGGCUGAUGAGGACGGUGUACGGAAACCACCAGAGGUUUGAAACCACCUACUUCAAGAAGUUCCCCGGAUAUUAUGUCACAGGAGAUGGCUGCCGCAGAGACAAGGACGGCUACUACUGGAUAACGGGGAGGAUAGACGACAUGCUGAACGUCUCGGGUCACCUUUUGAGCACAGCAGAGGUGGAGUCGGCUCUGGUGGAGCACGAGGUCGUGGCCGAGGCGGCUGUGGUGGGCCGACCUCAUCCCGUCAAAGGAGAAGCCCUCUACUGCUUUGUAACCCUCAGAGACGGAGCAGUGUACAAUCAGAGCCUGGAGGCUGAACUCAGGAAACUAGUGAGGGAGAAGAUCGGAGCCAUUGCAACACCGGACUUCAUCCAGAACGCACCGGGACUGCCAAAGACCAGAUCCGGUAAAAUCAUGCGGCGGGUGCUCCGGAAAAUCGCCUGCAACGAGACGGAGCUGGGCGACAUCUCCACGCUGGCCGACUCGGCCGUGGUGGAGGAGCUCUUCCUGAACAGAUGCGUGGCGGCCGUGUGAGGGCGCUCCCCGUCCCGCCGCUUCCACGCCACAGCAGCAAACCCCCCCCCAAACGGACGGAGGCCCGCCGGGUAAACUCUGGAGCUCUCGGCUUUUUAUUCGAAACGCGCCAAACCCAGCAGGCGGCCGAACUCCGGCUGCUGCCAAAUCAUUCCCAUUCCUUCCACAUUUGUAAUCGCAACUGAUCUCAAUAGAUUGCUUUGGGUUGUGGACAUCCUGGAGUCGGGCGGAAAAGCUAAAAGCUAAACAAAAGCAACCCACGGCCGUCUGUGGGUGUGUAAUCUGUAAAGUGCUACCACACUGGAACACUGAUGCCUAAUGCUGUCAUUUCCCCCCGAUGUUUAACUGAAAUCUGCCUUUUAAUCUGUAGUGUCGUCUUUAAAUAUAUGCUGUCCUUUCUCCGUUCGAUGGGAUUAGGCUGAAAGCUUGCGUAGAAGUUGUUUGCCGGCAUGCUCAUGUGUACUUUUUGUUUCCGUGUAUAGAUGUGUGAAAGUCUUCCGUCGUUUCUCACAGAAACCGGGGAGAAUGCGUUGUGACCGGCGCUGAACAUUUAUUGGCCGGCCGCGCUCAGGCGUGGGAUGUUUUAGGGGAAAAAAUGGCUAAUCCAAGAGCUUGUGUGGUAUUUAGAAAAAUUAAAUUGGAGAUAUUUAGUCCUCGUCAAUCACUGUGUUCUUCUUAUUGAAUUAAACGGUUUGUUUCGGUUGUAUUUUGGUGCAAAAAAUGAAUACAUAUUGCGCAAGUGAAAACAAAAAAAAGUUUCCUAGCUAAGGAUUCACUUCAAU